This is a messenger RNA of Pteropus alecto (black flying fox), 3046 nucleotides long. RefSeq names its product serine protease 35 (gene PRSS35). Gene Ontology annotation, biological process: proteolysis. NCBI's taxonomy places the organism in Eukaryota, Metazoa, Chordata, Mammalia, Chiroptera, Pteropodidae. The record is from RefSeq and is a predicted model, not a curated record. Gene Ontology annotation, molecular function: serine-type endopeptidase activity. Bases 234 to 1475 code for a protein of 413 amino acids. The transcript has 2 exons.
CCGCCUCCGCGCGCAGCUCGGCUCUUGCCUCCUCCGCAGUCUCUGCCGCGAGCUCCCGGUGGUGCCCGCCGGGCGGUGACCGGCGGUGGCGGGGCGGCCUCCGGCUCUGGCAACCCGCUAGGCUCGUGGCAACAGCGCCCCCGCCCUCCCUCCCUCGCCAGCGUUGGUGACCGCCUGGGGGCUCUUUGAUUCGAACUGGGCAGCGCCCCGGCGACUAAGCUUCACAGGACAAAAUGGAAAAUAUGCUAUUUUGGUUGAUGUUUUUCACGCUUGGAUGGACCACCAUUGAUGGAUCAGAGGUGGAACAGGAUUUUACGUGGCACUUGAGAAAAAUACCCCGGGUCAUCAGUGAAAGGACUUUCCAUCUCACCAGCCCCACAUUUGAGGCAGAUGCUAAGAUGACGUUAAAGAGAGUGUGUGGCAUCGAAUGUCAGAAGGAACUCCCAGCUCCCAGCCUUUCUGAACUGGAAGAUUCUCUUUCAUAUGAGACUGUCUUUGAGAAUGGCACCCGGACCUUGACCAGAGUGAAAGUUCAAGGUUUGGUUCUUCAGCCAACUCCAAAUAUCACCACAAAAGGAGCAUCUGUUAGGAGAAAGAGACAGGUGUAUGGCACAGACAGUAGGUUCAGCAUCUUGGACAAAAGAUUCUUAACCAAUUUCCCUUUCAGUACAGCCGUGAAGCUUUCCACCGGCUGCAGUGGUGUUCUCGUUUCACCCAACCACGUCCUAACUGCUGCCCACUGUGUUCAUGACGGAAAAGACUAUAUCAAAGGGAGUAAAAAGCUUAGAGUGGGGUUGUUGAAGAUGAGGAAUAAAGGAGGUGGCAAGAAACGUAGGGGAUCUAAGAAGAACAGGAGAGAAGCAAAUGGUGGUGACCAGACUGAGGAUGGUAAAGAGAAUCUGAAGGCAAGAGCCAAGGCUGGAAGAAAAAGAAAGGAAUCUGCGAGGGGUCAGAGAGUAGCUGAGGGGAGGCCCUCUUUCCAGUGGACCCGGGUCAAGAAUACCCACAUUCCCAAAGGCUGGGCUACAGGAGGGAGUGGGGACGCCGCCCUGGACUAUGACUAUGCUCUCCUAGAGCUGAAGCGUGCUCACAAGAAGAAAUAUAUGGAACUAGGCAUCAGUCCGACCAUCAAAAAGCUGCCAGGUGGAAUGAUCCACUUUUCAGGAUUUGAUCGUGAUAGGGCAGAUCAGUUGGUCUACCGGUUUUGUAGCGUGUCCGACGAAUCCAAUGAUCUCCUCUAUCAAUACUGCGAUGCUGAGUCGGGCUCCACUGGCUCCGGGAUUUAUCUGCGUCUGAAAGAGCCAGCCAAAAAGAAUUGGAAGCGCAAAAUCAUUGCUGUCUAUUCAGGCCACCAGUGGGUGGAUGUCCACGGUGUUCAGAAGGACUACAAUGUGGCUGUCCGCAUCACCCCCCUCAAAUACGCCCAGAUUUGCCUCUGGAUUCACGGAGAUAAUGCCCGCUGUACUUCUGGAUAACAGAAACCCGGAAACCAGGCCGUGGAUGAUCUAAAUAGCAGAGGAAACCAGUUCUGAUUAUUGUAGCAAGAUCACUUCACAGGUGCCUGGACUUGAACCCUAUCAAUAGCAUUUCAACAUUUUUAUAAAUUUAGUUUUUUCAAAAAUAGAAGAUUUUCAUACAUUUUAAAAAGUUUAGGUAAAGAUAUUGAAACUAGAUGGGUAUUUCAAUGCUAAGUAUAUAUUCUUCACAUGGUGGUAAGUUUCAUUUGUGGGAAAAUUUUUGUUUUUGCCUUAAAAAUUAGAUACUCUUUAAAACUUCAAGCUGGUACUAUAAGUAAUGUGUGAUUUCUUGAUGGGCUUAUUCUCAGGGUCCUACUCUAAGAAGAAUCUAAUGGCAUGCCAGUUGCAUAUCAAAUGUGAAAUUGCAUAUACAGAGGUAGACAGUUACAUAAUUAGAAUCAAGGCAGAGACAAAAAUUUACAACACAGGGCUCUAUUCUGAGAAGGACCCAUUCGGUUCAUGCCCUCAGUGUUUACAUUGUGUUUUCUGUUGGGUCUCAGAAACUUAAAAAAAAAACACAUUUUUUUUUUUUAAAGUAUUACAAGGAAUGGCAAAAUUUAUAAACAAAGCUAUUAACUAUUUUACUGCUUUAAAAAGUAUCAGCUGUAGUGUGUAUUAUGUGAAAAUGAAAGAAAUUGUUCUAUGGAAUAAAUCUAGUUUGAAAAUAGAGAAGUUGAGACAUUUUAAGAACUGAAGUUUUUAACUAUAUUCAAAAUACGGACUUUUCAUGGAUACAUAGGGCAGACAGUUCAAAAGUUAUAAAUGAUCAUGCAUUGAAAGACACAUCGUUUUAUGCUACACAUUAUCCUAUGUAUGAGAUGUUAACUUUUUAGGACAAGGAAUUCUAAUCUUUUUUAAGAGCCUUUUUUUCUCCUUGAUAAAGUUUGGCUUUUUUAAUAGGGCCAGAGGCAUAUUAUUUUGAUGAAUUCUCUGAUUAGUAAUUUUAGGUAUGUUCUUUCCUAAAAAUGAAUAUAAUUCUGAAUAUAAUUUUUAAAAGAAAGUUCUGAUUGUUUUCAUUAGGGACCAAGGCUGUACACUCACUCUAACCAUCAUGGCAGCCUAAGCAGAUGGAGAGAAUCCAGUGGCUGCUCUGGGGCACCCCCUACUUAUUUCCUGAAUGAACAGGUAUUUACUGAAUGGCUCUAAAAGGAUGUUAGUUCAGACCCUUAGGUAUAAAGGGUUUUAGUGAUUUGUAGUUGAGUCAACCAUAAAAUUCAGAAACUUCAGGCCUAAUUUCUGGUCUGUUCUUCCUGGCGGUUUCUAGGCACGCAUUCUCUUCUCUCAUAAUACACCCAAGUCACCGAUUCUGCCGGAGUUCAAAUCUACUUUACUUGUUAUUAUUAUUAUUUUUUAAGAAUGGAGAGUUAUAUCCUUCACUAGUAUGCGAAGGAAUAUUUGAUCAGAUUAGGAUAAAAUGAUUUUGUAAAUGGUGUUCAAAAUAGGUGAUAUUCAGUACAAGUGAACAUUCUUUUGUAAUGUGAAUCAGUUAUAAAUCAUUCAAUAAAAAAUUAGAAAUAAAUCAAUUAUAA